This is a messenger RNA of Myxocyprinus asiaticus (Chinese sucker), 8206 nucleotides long. RefSeq names its product potassium voltage-gated channel, shaker-related subfamily, member 4 (gene kcna4). NCBI's taxonomy places the organism in Eukaryota, Metazoa, Chordata, Actinopteri, Cypriniformes, Catostomidae. Gene Ontology annotation, cellular component: membrane; voltage-gated potassium channel complex. The transcript has 2 exons. Gene Ontology annotation, molecular function: delayed rectifier potassium channel activity; potassium ion binding; protein binding. Bases 20 to 2026 code for a protein of 668 amino acids. Gene Ontology annotation, biological process: potassium ion transmembrane transport; protein homooligomerization. The record is from RefSeq and is a predicted model, not a curated record.
CGCAUCGUAGUUUGAGAAGAUGGAAUUUGCCAUGGUGGGUGCGGACAGCGGUGGAUGCAACGCCCACAUGCCCUUCGGAUAUGCCCAAGCACGCGCCAGAGAGCGAGAGCGCGAGAGGGAGAGACACUCGCGCGCAGCGGCGGCGGCUGCAGCGGCGGCUGAAGCUGUAGCUGUUGGAGAGGGAGGUGGGUCCUGUGGCACACAUCCCCACAACCACCCGCAUCAGAGUCGCACCGCCUCUUCGACGAAUGCCAACAACAGUAGCGCCGGUACCGCCUCGCGCCCCUCCUCCUCCCAACAGCCGCAACAGCAGCAGCAACAGCAGCAGCAACAGCACGAGUCACCACAGCAACUUCUCAAAGAGCGAAAAAAGCAACGAGGCGUCGCGCGCUGGAGACGGAACCGCGCGGCACUCGGCGGGGAUCUUCGCCACUCAGAGUUGGCGCUCCUAGGAUCCGAGGAGGACAUCAUGAUAGAGGAGGACGAGGCAGAGGGCGAGGAGGAAGAGGAGGACAGGGGAAGUAAGAGGUCGAGUUUUGUGUACAACGUGGACUAUGAAGAGACGGUUUCCUUGACGGACCGACGUCCUCAGUCAGGGUAUGAAAAUGUUUACAACGAGUACGGCUGCUGCGAGAGAGUUGUUAUUAACGUGUCGGGCUUGAAGUUCGAAACUCAGCUGAAGACUCUCGCGCAGUUCCCGGACACUCUCCUGGGGGACCCUGAGAAACGAAUCAGGUACUUCGACCCGUUGCGCAACGAAUACUUUUUUGACAGGAACCGACCGAGCUUCGACGCCAUUCUAUACUACUAUCAGUCAGGGGGCCGGUUAAAGAGACCCGCCAAUGUGCCGUUUGACAUAUUUUCGGAGGAAGUGAAGUUCUAUGAACUCGGGGAAGAGGCAAUGCUUAAGUUUCGCGAGGAUGAGGGCUUUGUGAAAGAGGAAGAGAAACCGCUACCCGAGGACGAGUUCAAACGUCAGAUUUGGCUUUUGUUCGAGUAUCCCGAGAGUUCGAGUGCAGCCAGAGGGAUUGCGGUCGUGUCAGUGCUGGUCAUCGUCAUAUCCAUCGUCAUUUUUUGUUUGGAGACAUUGCCAGAAUUCAGGGAUGACAAAGAAUUCCUCAGCCCAGGUAAAAAUUCCACCCACGCCGAAAACGGAUUUACGCCGUUCAACGAUCCCUUUUUCGUCGUUGAGACGGUGUGCAUCAUUUGGUUCUCGUUUGAGAUCAUUGUGCGCUUUUUCGCGAGCCCCAGCAAAGCUGCUUUCUUCAAAAACGUUAUGAACACCAUAGACAUUGUCUCGAUUUUGCCUUAUUUCAUAACUCUCGGCACAGAACUCGCGCAGCAACAACAAGGCAACGGGCAACAGGCAAUGAGUUUUGCAAUCCUGAGAAUCAUACGACUUGUCAGAGUAUUCCGGAUCUUCAAACUGUCUCGACACUCCAAAGGUCUCCAGAUCCUCGGACACACUUUGCGCGCGAGCAUGCGAGAACUGGCGCUGCUCAUCUUCUUCCUCGUCAUCGGUGUCAUCCUGUUCUCCAGCGCCGUGUACUUUGCCGAGGUGGACGAACCCACGUCCCAGUUCACGAGCAUCCCCGACGCUUUUUGGUGGGCUGUAGUGACAAUGACCACGGUGGGUUACGGGGACAUGAAGCCCAUAACAGUCGGGGGGAAAAUAGUGGGCUCGCUGUGCGCAAUCGCAGGUGUCCUGACCAUUGCGCUUCCAGUCCCCGUCAUUGUGUCCAACUUCAACUACUUCUACCACCGGGAGACUGAUAACGAGGAUCAGACGCCCGUUGUCGAACAACCCCCGCCGGGUUGCCCGUAUUUUCCGGAUUUUCUGAGAAAAUUCAAAGGGUCCCCAUCGGGGUCGUCGUUGGGUGACAAGGCGGCCGAAUACAUGGAGAUGGAGGAAGGCGUGACAGAAUCUCUAUGCGGUGCUGACACACAGAGCCCAAGUAGAGGGAACGGUACUGACAUAGGCGGGAAAAACAGUUCACAUUCACGAACCCUACAGACAGAUGUAUGAUCAUAGAAAAUGAUAACCUUCUCGUGAGGUUUGCGUGAAGAUGACUGCACAAAUAAAUCAGUAAACAGCACACAUGCACGCACGGUUGCGCGCUCACAACUUGAAGACAUACAGGACGCGCGUGCGCAAACACAUACAGAGACAUUCGCAUACGCUCUCAUGCAGUUCUGGACCUAAGCUGAAACAUUUUUGCAAUUUGGCUACUUUUGUAGAGAAACAUACCAUCAGGCGACAGGCAAUGCAAAAAUCACCAGCUUUACGUGACGUGGAGAGGUGUCUACAUCUGCCCACCUGUUCUGUUGACAGAACUGAACCACUCCAGGCUCAUUACAAUGAAGGCAACAAAAAAAAAGUUUGCAUAGGCACUUUAUGAGUUACAUUUGUCAGUAAUUGUAGGGAAAAGAGGCGAGUUCUUAUCUAAUGCUAUUAUGCAAUAAAGUUUAAAUCGUUUGCACUAUCAUCAAUUAUGUUAUAGUCUCCCAGUUUAACGCAGAGAAAAGAAAUAUAUGUAACACUGAGGCAGAGAGGGAAUAAAAUAAUAAUAAUAAUAUAAAUUGUAUUACUAAUUCGAAAUAAUAUAUAGCAAAUACAGACUGCAACCUUCAAUGUUAAGAACAAUUAAGCAAAUGUUUCCCAUACUAAUGAAUUAGUACCAUUUUUAAUUUGUAUUAUUUGGAGAGCUGCAUGACACGCAAGGCAAUGACAUCUUAAAAUCCCAUUAUGGGCAAACAAAUGUGUCAGCCUGCCAGUAUUUACAACACUGGUAAAACCCUAUUAGCCUACCCCUGUGUAGUUAUUUGUGCUUUGUCCAGGGUGGCCGAAGAGUCAUUUUAGUUAGUCCCUUUUGUGAGUGUUGAAAAACAAAUCAAUCGCUUUAGUUUUUGUCAAACAGAACACUGCAUUCUUAAGUUCAUUGGCAAACACUGUAACUCAUUCAUCAUGCAACCAAGGAUUCACUCUCUCUGAUCAUAAAUGUCACUUUCUGGUAUGCUGAGGCCAAAAUACUGGUUUCACAUUGUCUCACAAAAUAAACACCUUGUAUAACUGAAUCGAAGACACUGUGGCUUGAAGGAUCAGUUUGGCCACUGUGACUGUUAUGGGAGUAUUUUUCAAGGGAAUGCUUCAUGCAACUAUUUGUUCUUCGUCCCUUUACCAAAUGACAAUGCAUCCCUUUAUGAAAAUGCUGAUGGAAAUGUACAACCAAACAGCACUGAUGGAAACAUGAACUCGGUGGACUUCAUGCACAAGAGUACCUGCGUUCCACAGCGAAUUCUUGUCCUCCUGGAGUGCACGAUGACCACUGGGCAUGCGCAGUUCAUUGUGAAAGUGUUGUGAGUCUUGCCUAUGAGAGACUUUUCCGUCAGCCUUUGGACUCCUACAGAGGGGAAUCGGCGUGACUGACAGUCAGUGGAUGGGUCAGACCUGUUGCCGCAGGUGUCAUUGAAGCCACGGCUGGACAUCAGAUGAGAAUGGACACUGCAACCUCUCCAACAAGCUGCAAGGCAGGAAAUCCAUCGUCAAGCCAGGUGUCAAUAACUGUUUAGGACCCGCCCCAAUAAAUGCCUUAAAGACACAGUACACUACAUCUCUAUGUAGAGGAACCUGCAGCAGGAGACUUCUUAAAAAAGCUUGACAUAUUUAAUUUUCCUCUUUACAAGUGAAUCAGUGUCUUGCAAGAAACAAAUGUGAAUAUUUUCUUAUACCAGAGAAAUAUUUGUUUGGGUGUAAUAUUGCCACUUGUUUUUGUUCGGUAGACCUGGUAAAAGGUGUUACAUAUAAGUGAAGAGAAAGCUUACUGUCUGUGGCAGCCUCUUCCAUCUAGUUUUGUCCAUUUUCUUUUUCUUUUUCUUUUUUCUUUUCCUAAACCAAAAGACUGCCAGCUGGAACUGAAAAUUCAGCAGCAGUGUCAAUGAUGUCAGUUUGGACGCCUUUGCAGGGUCACACAUUUACAGUAUGAUUGCAGGGUCUAAAUCAUGUCCUCCUCAUUGCCAGACUAAAAGACAUCAAUUCUCCAACCUGGUCUCAUGCAAUUGUUACUGUACCUACAUUUUUGCAAAAUGAUUUAGACAUGGCUCGUUCUACAUAUCACAGCAGUUUCCUGGUGAAUGAACACUUAACAGGAGGAGAACAAUAACUUUUAUUCACAUUUACACAAAUCAGGAGUAAAACUGCAGAUUAUCAGUUCAUAAACACUUUUCGCUCUUCUCCUCGCACAAUUUUAUCUAAUGAUAUCAAAAUACUUAUCAAGACCUUAUUCACAGUAUUUAAUCUUUAAUUUUUGACGGGAAUGACAACAAGGCUGUAAGAGAUAGACUCCUCAAGGGGUUGUAAUGUUGUUUAAUGUAUUGGAUCAUUCCGCUGACAUAACAUUGAAAAAAAAAAACAUCUUUACAAGACAUUUUCAUAGACAAAAAAACUCCAGAAAAUAUGAGUUUUGAAAAACUAGAUGUGAUCUAGGAGCUUUAUACAACUUAAUGCAGUGGGUGCCAAUGAAGAGACUGUAUGUCUGUCCCCCACAGCUGUCAUUUAUGUUAAAAAUUAAACAUGGUGCUAUUGUGAACAAGGUUUAUAGCGCAUGAUUUGUAAGGUGAUACAUUGUAACGUUUGCAUUACAUAAAAAAAUAAAUACAUUUACAAGUGUAUCAAAGCACUGUAUCUCAACUGAGAGAUAGUUGCAUUUGCUCUUCUGGGUACAAGUCAAGAAGAGUAGACACAUGAGCCAAAAUUAACAUAAAAGCAUCACAAAAUGACAUGGUUGCUUCAGUUGCUUUUUUCAUCUCACAUGUGUUUAUUACACUAUCGAUUGGGUUUAAGUUUAAACCUAUAUGUCAUGAUCCAUGUAAUGUCAUUUUGAAAAGAAAGAAAAUGUAGCCACAGUCACGUUAUUUUCAUGAGAUCAGGCUGAAUAAUCAAGAACCAUUAGAGUAGCCGUGUCCUUGUUAUCAAAAUCCUAAAAGUUUUGUAACACUCAGAGGAGUUAAACAUUAGUAAUAGUCAUGUGAAAUGGGCCUGUACAGUAUGUUUGCUUGUUUUGUGGUCAACAAGGUGCAGAUAAAUGACAAAGCAGAAGGGGUUGAAUUAUGGGUACCAUCAGGUUCGGUGGACAGCUGGUUGAUGUUCAUGUGAGUCAGUGCAUUACUGGACUGAUGCCCAAUGCUCAGAUGGUGAGCUGCGUCUGCUGCAUCCACAUUACAUAUCAGUGAUGUGCAAUUUUGGCCAACCUCUACAGAGUUUGGUUUAUAAAUAUUACUAGUCGAUUUAUUGCAAUAGGAAUAAAAGAGAGCACUGUAGCGCUCCGAAUGUGUAUUAAAAUGCUAUGCUGUUGUGAACUGGGAAUUUUGGUAGUGCAGUUCAGUUCCCCCUUUUGCAAUACCCUCUAGUGCCCUCCAACAGAAGACUGCAAAUUAUAUGGCCACACAUCAUAUUCCCAGUUAACAAAUAGUCUUUCUGUUGUGAGACAAAGGUGGUGAAAAAAACAUAAGGAGACACAACUGAAAGAGAUGAUACUCUCUCUGAAACAACUGCCCCACAGUACUCCCUGUCUCUAGAUCUCUUUUCAUCUCCCACUCCUUUUCCUUUCUCUAACACUCUGCCUGUCUUUUUCUCUCCUUCCCUGCCUAUCUGACAUGCAACCAAGCAUGCAGACUGGAUCUUAUGCACACUGUUUUCUUCACUUUCUCUCUCUGUCUGUCUGUCAGACAGAGUCUGUCUCUCUCUCUCUCUCUUCUGUAUCGUUAUCUGUUGAAAUCUAGUCUGGAUAGACAUGUCAGAAUUUGAAUAAGGGAUAAAAGACUUGUGGUCUGUAUGAACUUAUAGAAUAUAAACACAAACAAUUUAUAGAACGAACCAGCUGCUUUGUUGUCAUGGAAAUGCAUUCAAUUAAUCUGUAUGCAAAGUUCUAUGGAAGUGUACUAUCUAUUUUUUUAAAUCUAGCCUUGAAUAUUAUAUAACCAAAGUCGAACCCUAAAAGUCUCUGUUCUAUGUUUGGACCUUUAUUUCUUGAAGAGAUUUAGACCUAGCAAAACUAGAUGCACAUGAAACAUGACGUAUGUACGUAAGCAGAUGUCUAUUUUAUUGUGUCCUCAAGGUCACACGUCAUUUUAGGCAGAUCUACUUUUUGACUGUUAGCUUUCUGAAGUCCCAGGCCCUGUUUUCUCUUGCUCUGCUGAUUCCUAAUGGUUUUUGUGGACCUUGUGGAAGCCGAUCCUGCCAGUCGCAGACUCUCUCCUCAGCUCUUUCGCUCUUUUUUUAGCGUGUGUGUUAGUUGACUGGUCUCUCUAGCAGAGGACCACUUGCUAAGUACUUUUCAUAAAUUGAACACAAGUUCAUCAGGCAAAUCAGCACCAUGAAGCAUCUAAACAUGGAGCACUGUGUCACUUCACAUGUUGUAGAACUGCAUGUGACUUUAAUAUGUAUAUAUGUGAUAGUAAUAUUAUGAUGUCACUACGACACAUUGCUCUGUGCUCCAUGCAGUGGAUCGGAAUGGUUUACAUUCAAGAACAAACAUUCCUUAACAUCCACAGUGUGAUGCGCAUGGCUCUUUUUACACUGAGUCAACAGCCAAGAAUUAUCAGCCAAACAUGAGGAGACUUUGUUACCAUGGAGAUGCUCUGCCAGUGCUGACUGGUCAGCUGGGUUUGGAAAAAGAGGGAGCUUUACCCUGUGAAAAAGGGGAAUUACCUGCUAAAUGAGAUAAACCAUAUCAGCACAUCCUCUCAUUGAUUAUUUUGUUCACAUCUAAGUUCGCUCAUUCAAAUGGUCUGCUAACUAUUGUUGUUUAAUUUACACAGGAGAACAUAAUGUAAAGGAGAAAUCUCUAAAAGCUUACUCAAUAGCUGCAACACACAAUAUUACUAAUAUGAAUUCUGCUGUCUGAUUGGAAAACAGUCUGAAUCAAGCCACUGUAUGAGAGACAUUCAGUCAAAACAAAGAGGAUCCUUGGAAAUGUAUCAUAAAAUAUAGCAAGCAUAGAGUACCUAAAAAUACCUUAGUACACCAAUGUGAUAUUUGAUGUAACGUUUGAACAAUAAAAUUUUGUUGUGGCUUUAAUCAUAGCAUGGACUAUAUUGUUAAUGAAUUUCAGUGAGCUUAGAUUCUUAAGAAACAUGAAUAAGCAUUUUCCACUUUUGUAAAGUGUCGUAAUGGACAGAGAUACCCGUGUAUCGCUUGGCUACUCACCCAUGUCUCCAUACAGUAAUGAAACCACGGGAGAACAUUGCUGACUGGAAAAGAUCUCUUUCAGUUACCAGAUCAGAUUACUUAUUGUGUCGAUCAUACACCGCUGUACCCUACAAGUGGCUAAAGGAACAAUCACACGCAAGGACAGCAUUUGCCAGCCAUUUCUGCAAAUCCAAAGAAAACAUAGAUCAAAAAUAUGUAUCUAAUAUCUGAUAAUAUAUUUACUUCAAAAGUCCUGUCGAUGAGAGGUGUGUUGGUGUGUGUUAGGUCAGCUCUUGUGCUGUCUAACAAACAUGCAGAGGGAGACUGGUGAGUGCUUGGUCGUAUCCAUAUGGCAGGAAAAUGUAUAGAAUCAUCCCCCUGAAGGAAGUAAAUAAAUAACUAAAUAAAUAACCAGAUGUUGUGAGUUUUAGUUGGGCUUGCCCUUUCUUUCUGCAUGAUGCUUUGGUUUUUUGAAAACUUGCAUCCUGAUUAAAGAUGUAUUUGUGUUAUUUAUUUAUUUACUUUUUCUUUUUUGGUAUAUUGGACACCCUGUAUCAUUUCUUUUUCUUUUUGUUUGGGGGUAAAUUCAUUAAUCUUCUGGAUUUUUCUACAUGCAUAUAAUUUUGUAGGCAGCAAUAUGAGAUGUGAUGGAAAUGAAAUUAUGUGCAAUGUUGAAAAUUAAAAAGCAAAACAUACUAUAUUAAAUAAAAAACAAAGGUCAUUUCUAUCUUUCGUCUGUGUGUGUGCAUUUUUGAAUGAAUCAUUUUAGUAAUCUGAUCACCCGUCUACUAACUCCCCCUCAACUGAGCUGUCUCGACACAUCUUCAUUAUAUUAGCUCUCAUCCUUCUUCACUUCUGAGACUCUCAUCUCCAUCUGUGUGUGAGAGAGAGACCUGAGAGUUGAUGUAGCAUGUGUCUAACAACUCCCUCACCAUGUGUCUGUGCAGUCCCCAUCUGAGGCCUGAGACCAAGGAUAAAGGUUUUGCCAUUAUGGGACAUUUUCUGCCGCAAGGGCCCAUG